AUGGCAGCCAACACAUGUGACGUUGUUUCGCGACAGUUCGAGAGGAAUUCAAGAAAAGACGCUCUAAAGUCAGUCAAUCUGGACUUUGACGCCCGCGUCCCCAUCCCCUUCAGUGUCUUCCCGUCGUCGUACCGGAGUGACGCUGUCUCUGAAACUACUCAGACGAGAGUAGAGGGAGAAGUUCAACUUGAUCGCACUUCAGGCGUCGAACGGGAAGAUACUCGAAUCUCCGCCACUCUCCAAGACCCCCGUGUCCAAGGAAGAGAAGAAGUCGAGUUUCGUGUGAAGGAAGAAGCUCCCCGCAACCAAUUCCCGCCUCAGUUCCAGCAGCAGAGCCAGCAGUUCUCGCAACAGCAGUUCCAGCCGCAGCAACAGAGCCAGCAGUAUCAGCAGGAGUUCAAGUACACUCAGGAUUACUCGCAGUCUCAGGACAUCCAGCAGCAAUCCCAGCAAUCCCAGCAGUUUGACCAGCGCUACGCAGCCGAGGUUGAUCUGACCCGUGAACGCUACCCCGACCACCGUCAGUCUUCUACUCGUUUCGAGGAACGUCCCCAAGUCUACGAUCAAGUCGUCGAGGAUCAACUCGACGUUACUGAGAGAGAGUAUCGCCGCCGUACCGCUCCCGCCUACGAAGCCGACGUCUCCUUUGACCGUCGCUACCAGCCCGUAGAGUCUCAAGACUACUCGCCGACCUACCCCGUCGACGUUUCUUACGACCGAGGCUACCAGCCCCAGCCCGCUUCCGCUUACCCCAGCGAAACCAUCGCCCGUCGCGAAGUUUACGCUCCCCAGGCUCCGGCUUCUACUGUCCGUGUUUCUCAGACUACUGUCCGUGACACCGCACCUACAUCUCGCAAGAUGGGUUACUACGACGACGAGGGUCAGUACCACUCCUUCCGCCGUGGCGUGGAGCGUGCUGCCGACCGCGUUCUGCACCCCUUCCACCACCAUGACCACCAUCACCGUGAGGAAAUCGUCGCUGACGAGCGUGGCCCAGCCCGCUUCUCCGAAGGUGUUCGCGAGGAGGUCCGCAUUGUGGAGCCCCGUAACAAGGGCACCGCCGGCGAGACCGUCCCCAUCCCCGUCCACUUCGUCCGCAUUGGCGACAUCCUGAUCCUUCAGGGCCGUCCUUGCCAGGUCAUCCGCAUCUCCGUCUCCCCCCAGACCGGCCAGCACCGUUACCUCGGUGUCGACCUGUUCACCCGCCAACUGCAGGAGGAGUCCAGCUUCGUCUCCAACCCCUCCCCCUCCGUUGUCGUCCAGACCAUGCUCGGCCCUGUCUACAAGACCUACCGCAUCCUGGACCUCCGUGACGACAACCGCCUCGUUGCCAUGACCGAGACCGGUGACGUCAAGCAGGGUCUCCCUGUCAUCACCCAGGGUGGUUUGUUCAAGCGUAUCCGCGAUGCCUUUGCUGACGGCCGUGGCUCCGUCCGUGCCCUCGUCAUCAACGACGGUGGCCGUGAGCUCGUCGUCGACUUCAAGGUCAUCCACGGCUCCCGUCUGUAA
Molecule: messenger RNA, 1509 nt
Organism: Penicillium manginii
Lineage: Eukaryota; Fungi; Ascomycota; Eurotiomycetes; Eurotiales; Aspergillaceae
Gene: hexA
Product: putative Woronin body protein HexA
Exons: 3
Coding region: 1-1509 (502 amino acids)
Biological process (GO): positive regulation of translational elongation
Molecular function (GO): translation elongation factor activity; ribosome binding; RNA binding
Source: RefSeq, a predicted model, not a curated record